UUUUCAAUCCUAAAAUAAAAAUUACAUUCGUAAGUGUGAACAAAUGUAUUGGCUUUAAAUAUUAAUAUAAAAUUUAGCAAGAUUGCUAACAAAGGCACAUCAUAUAGGAGUUUAACAAAAAUAACAUAGGACUCUAUUAAUAUCCGCCAGUCUACGUCUUCAGCAUGGUGCUUACAGAGCGUGCGUGUAGAGCUUAUCAAAGAGAGUACAGUUUAUUAUUUAGUAAUGACGGAAGAGGACGCAUUCCCGCCGAUUAUUAGGCUCCAGGCUGAUGAUACAACCGCAUUUCUCCGCGCUGCCCGAUCCGGCAACCUUGAAAGAGUGGUCGAAUUUCUCGAUACCGAUUUAGAUAUUAAUACAGCUAAUUCGAACGGUUUAAAUGCCUUGCAUUUAGCUUCGAAAGAUGGCCACGUCGAGAUAGUAACCGAAUUAUUAAAGAGGGGUGCGAAGGUGGACGCGGCAACGAAAAAGGGAAAUACCGCUCUGCACAUAGCUUCGUUAGCUGGCCAGUCCGAAAUAGUCAAUAUACUUAUUCAAUACGGUGCCGCGGUCAACAUCCAGUCGCAAAAUGGAUUCACUCCUUUGUACAUGGCUGCACAGGAGAAUCACGACCAGGUCGUCAAGCUUCUGCUCAACAAUGGAGCCAAUCAAAGUCUCGCGACUGAGGAUGGCUUUACACCUCUUGCUGUGGCGAUGCAGCAAGGUCACGACAAGGUGGUCAGCGUGCUUUUGGAAAACGACUCCAAAGGCAAGGUCAGACUACCGGCUCUUCAUAUCGCUGCUAAGAAAGACGAUUGCAAAGCCGCCGACUUGCUCUUGCAGAACGACCAUAAGCCCGACGUGACAUCGAAGAGUGGCUUCACCCCUCUUCACAUCGCCGCUCAUUAUGGUAACGAGGAAAUAGCGCGGUUAUUAAUAAAACGAGGAGCCGAUGUAAAUUACUUAGCUAAGCAUAAUAUAAGUCCGUUACACGUGGCGGCAAAGUGGGGCAAGAACAAUAUGGUUAAGAUACUGUUGGAGAAUUCGGCGCAAAUCGACGCUAAGACCAGAGAUGGCUUGACUCCGCUUCACUGUGCAGCGCGAUCAGGACACGAGCAGGUUGUCAGCACGUUACUUGAGAAUUCAGCACCAAUCAGUGCACGAACCAAGAACGGGCUCGCACCUUUACACAUGGCGUCUCAAGGAGAUCACGUGGACGCUGCAAGGGUGCUGCUGUAUCAUCGUGCUCCAGUGGACGAGGUAACCAUCGACUAUCUGACCUCGCUCCACGUUGCCGCGCACUGCGGCCACGUCAGGGUCGCCAAGUUGCUGCUCGAUCGAAAGGCCGAUCCAAAUGCUAGGGCUCUGAACGGCUUCACGCCUCUCCAUAUUGCUUGCAAGAAGAAUCGCAUCAAGGUCGUGGAACUUCUGCUGAAGCACGGGGCGUCCAUCGAGUCGACCACCGAGUCCGGACUGACUCCAUUACAUGUGGCCAGUUUUAUGGGGUGUAUGAAUAUCGUGAUAUUCCUACUGCAGCAUGAAGCCAAUCCCGACGUGCCAACUGUCAGGGGCGAAACACCCCUGCAUCUGGCAGCUAGAGCUAAUCAAACAGACAUUAUUCGAAUUUUGCUAAGAAAUGGUGCCAAAGUCGAUGCUCGUGCAAGGGAGCAGCAGACGCCGCUUCAUAUCGCGUCCCGAUUAGGGAAUAUCGACAUUGUUAUGCUGCUGCUGCAACACGGUGCGGCUGUGGACACCGCUACGAAAGAUAUGUACACGGCGCUUCAUAUCGCGGCGAAGGAGGGUCAAGAGGAGGUGGCGGCGAUUCUCGUGGAAAACAAUGCCUCUCUCAAGGCUGCAACGAAAAAUGGCUUCACACCUUUACAUAUCGCGGCUAAAUAUGGAAAUAUGAACGUCGCAAAUAUACUUUUGCAAAAACAAAGUAAACUUGAUGUCCAAGGAAAGAACGAUAUCACACCUUUGCAUUUGGCGUGCCAUUACGAUCAUCCUAACGUUGCGAAUCUCUUGUUAGAAAAGGGAGCGUCAUCCCACCUUGCCUCGCAAAAUGGACACACUCCGUUACAUAUCGCCGCUCGUAAGAAUCAGAUGGAUAUUGCUUCCACUCUCUUGGAAAAUGGUGCGGACGCGAACGCGGAAUCCAAAGCGGGUUUCACUCCGUUGCACCUGAGCGCGCAAAAGGGCCAUUAUGAUAUGACGAAUUUGCUAAUUGAACACGGCGCCGAUCCCAAUCACAAAGCCAAGAACGGCCUCACGGCGUUGCAUCUAUGCGCGCAAGAGGAUUUCAUCAGGGUGGCUUCUAUUCUGGUGAAGAACGGAGCCAACGUCGAGAGCCAGACAGAGACUGGUUACAGACCGAUACACGUGGCCGCGCACUUCGGGAAUCUCUCGAUGAUACGCUUUCUCCUGAAACAUAACGCAGAGAUAGAUGUCAGAACUAAUCAGAAUUACACUUCGCUUCAUCAGGCUGCUCAACAGGGUCAUGCUCAUAUCGUCUCUGCUUUGUUGGAGGGAAAUGCUUCGCAUAAAGCGUGCACUAAUGAUGGUUUAACGGCGCUGAAUAUAGCACAAAAAUUAGGAUAUAUUUCUGUGAUGGAAGUGCUAAAAGGAUUGCCUUACGACAGUGCAACUCCGGAUAAUAAAAACUGGGAAGAGAAGUACAAGGUAAUAGCUCCCGAAAGCUUGCAGGAGACUAGUUUUAUGUCCGAUUCGGAUGACGAGGGAGGUUCUGACGCGUUGAUUAGCGAGCAGCCUUAUCGAUAUCUCACGGCGGACCUGAUGAAGAGUCUAAGGGAUGAUUCCUUGCCUAUUGACGUUACUAGGGAUGAUCCAGUACACAGACCAGUUACUAAGGAAGAGAAGCAACAAUUCGCGCAAAGCAAUAAUUACUGUUUAGCAGAAAAUUUUGAUAGUACCGAUGGUGUCAAUCUUGGAAAGCUGCAUUUCAGAUCAUUUUUAAUAAGUUUUCUGGUGGACGCACGUGGCGGUACCAUGAAAGGGUGCAGACACAGCGGUGUGCGCAUCAUUAUACCUCCUCGAAGAGCGACGAUGCCGAUUCGCGUAACAUGCAGAUUGUUAAAACUAAAUAAGGUAGCGAAUCCACCUCCUUUGAUGGAAGGCGAGGCGCUUGCUACGCGAAUUAUCGAGAUGGGUCCGGUGGGGGCAAGAUUCUUAGGACCCGUCUUGAUUGACAUACCGAAUUUUGCGUCCGUUCGUGGGAAAGAAAGGGAAAUUAUUAUUCUGCGGAGCGAGAAUGGAGAAACGUGGAAAGAGCACGAUAAUUCUGCGGAUAAUGAUGACACUCUCCUCAAUACGUCUUAUGAUCCUCAAAUGAGCGCCGCACAUUCGGGCAGGAUUACUCGCAUAAUCACUACGGACUUUCCACAAUACUUUGCUAUUGUAACCAGAAUUAAGCAAGAGGUUCACGUUAUCGGUGCCGAGGGUGGUAUUUUGAUAUCUAGCGUGGCGAGCCACGUGCAAGCCGUUUUCCCUGCGGGAGCAUUAACGAAAAAGAUCAAAGUUGGCUUACAGGCGCAUGUUAUUCCUGCUGAACUCACGGCCAAACUACUCGGCAAUUGCGUCGCCGUAUCGCCAGUGAUCACGAUAGAACCCAGAAGGCGCAAGUUCCACAAACCGAUAACCCUUACGAUUCCUGUGCCACAGGCCGCAAAUAAGGGGAUGAUCAAUCAGUAUGGUGGAGAGACUCCUACAUUGCGCCUUUUAUGCAGCAUUGCAGGUGGAACUAACGAGUCUCAAUGGGAAGACGUUACUGGUUCUACGCCGUUAACUUUCAUGAACGAUAAAGUAUCGUUCACCACUACCGUUUCAGCCAGAUUUUGGUUGAUGGACUGCAGAAAUAUCGGCGCGGUACCAAAAAUGGCAACGGAAUUAUAUAUGGAAUCUUUACACGUGCCGUAUAUAACAAAUUUCAUAAUUUAUUCAAAGAGGAUGGACGUGUUGGAAGCCACAUUAAGGAUAUUGUGCAUGACUGACGGCAAGGAAGGCAUGCAUACCUUGGAAAGGCAAGAGGAAUUUACAGAAAUCGUUAAGAGUCGCGACGUUGAGGCACUCGACGGAAAAGAUCUUUAUAUCGAGUUUAGUGGGAAUUUAGUGCCAGUAACAAAGUCUGGAGUGCAAUUGAAAUUCACGUUCAAAGCUUUCCGACAGAAUCGAUUAUCGUUCCAUGUUAAAGUAAAGGAUCCAUUACUUGAUCCAGUAGCGAGGAUGUUAUUCAUGAGAGAGCCAAAAGUGGCUAAAGGAGAACCAUCUCAGCAGCCUAUUUGUGUGUUAAAUAUUGUCCUUCCCGAAACUAUUAUUAAAGAUGCGAUGCAGAAGAAGUUAAAAGGUUACGAAGAUUCUAAUAUCAUAAAUCAAAAAUUAGAUUAUUAUAAAUCAAAGUACAAAAUGGAACAAAUGGAGAAAACUGACAAGCCUAAAGAAACAUCGCCAUCGGAAAAGAAAUUCAUAACCGACACCUUACAAAAGGAACAAACAGAUGCCGCUAUCCACGAAUCCUUUGCACAAAAAGCGGCUUGUCCCCUAGAAUCCGUAGAUGCUAGUUAUCCCAAUAAAGUAGGCGCCGGCCAAUCGGAGUCGGACCUAUCGCCCGAACUCGAAAGGCAAACGUACUCGGAGAAGCGCAAGUUCUGGGAGGAUAUUUCGAGGAAGCGCGAAAGUUAUCAGCGCUCCGAAUCCGAGGUCUCGAGGGCCUCCCAACUGACCAUCAACGAGAGCGACAGCGAGUCGUGUCUACCGAACAUCGUCUCCGAGGAGGGUGACGGGACGACGGAGGGUAUCUCGGACGUCAUGAGAUCGGAGACCAUCGAGGACAUCAACCUGCCGGAUAUCUCGGAGUGCUCGGUGGCGGAAAAGGCGCAUUACUUCGAGGAGCAGAUACAGAAGGAGAUGAAGGAGGCGAAGGUCACCCCGAGGUUGCAGCAAGAUUCCGAGAAGGACAAGCUGCCCCUCUUCAGAGGCAAGUCGAUCGAGGAUCAAAAAGAUCGCACGGAGAAAGGUAUGAUGGACGUAACGAAAAGGGACGUCGACAUCGAAGAGAAACACGUAGCGGAAUCGAGGGAGAUUGAAAAGAUUUUGAAAAUUGCUACGGAGGACACCAAAUGGUCGAAAGAGACGAAAGAUAUCGAUAAAAAGGAAAAGGAUACGGAUGAGGGUAAAGACGUGCGUGAGGAAGUUCAGAAGAUGGUAGCUCAGCCAGUGAUGGAGAUUUGCAAAGAGUUACUGAACAAGGAAAGAGAGCUCGCUGAGGAAACGCAAUCGUUGAAAUACGCGGAGGAGGUAUCAUUGAGAACCGAUAAGUCGCAGGACGAGAAAGAAUUAAGCGAAAUAAAGGAAUUGGAAAAACCAGAAGGAGUAAUAGCUAAGACCAUUUCGGCAGACACGAAAACGGAAGAGGCAAAAAUACACCCUGAAGAAAUUGUAAAAGAACACGAAGUAAAAGAAGAUAUUCAGCAGCAAAUUAAGAAAGAAACUAAAGAAGAGAUUACAAAACCGAUAAAGAUGCUCCAGGAAGAAAUUCACAUUUCGGAUACAAAGCCAGAUAUCUCGACGUUUACCGUAGUUACAGAAGAAAUCAAGACACGAGAGAAACCGGAUGUAUCUACGGAAGUCGUACAGUCAAGACCGGAAACGCCACAUAGCAAAGAGAUCGUGAAGGAAAAGAUGUCGGGAAGGAAAAUAAUAACGGAGGAGACAACAAUCAUCUAUACAGUGCAGAAAGACGGGACUCUGGUGCAGGAACAGGUCCUUAAAUCGGUGCAAAUUGAAGGCGCAAACGGCGACAAGUCGGUUACACAAAUCCCGGAAAUUAGUAUGGAAACGAAAAUGUUCGAGAAGAGUUUCCCGGAGGACAUUGAGAAAUUACGAAUGGAAAAGAUCGAGGAAAAACAGGAUAAAAGGUUCGAGGAUAAAUCAUCGCUCAAAGGAGAGGCGUCUGAAAUGUUGCAGAAAGUGGAAGAGAUAAUUGCCAAACAAGUGGCUGACAUUAAUCUCGAGAAAGAGGCGAAGCCCUCUGUUGACACGGAAGUCAAACAAAUAAAGAAAGAGUCUCGCAUCCCGAUUUCGACAUCAAUGGCAGAGAAGGAUAAGAGCCAGAAGGAAGCGAGAGUCAAAAUAGCGGAUAAAGAGGAAAAGAGUCCGGAAAAGGAGGAAAAGGAGAAGGAUAUCGUUUCGCCAUCCGGCAAGAAAAAGGAAUUUGAGUCUCGCAUACCUAAACGCAUCGUAGAAGGAGCAGCGGUGAAGGAAAAGGACGCGAAGAAGGAUUCGCCGGGGCAAAAGGAUGGCGAGACUAUCACAGUUACCGAGAAAACAUCCAGCGAGGAAGUCACUUCGCGACACGAGGAACGCUCGACCACGAAGAGCAAGACGCAGACGUUUUCCAAGACGUUCACCGACGCGCAGGACGCAUUCAAAAUGUUCGAAGAUAUAAGCGCCAUGAAAGACAAAGAUUUCGCUACCGUCACUUCGAAGAUCGACACCAAGGCUACGAGUAAGAUAGAGAAGAAGGAGAUACUUUCGUCGGAGAUCUCGAGUGGAGCGGAUAAAUUUAUAACUCACGAGGAGAAGGAGAAAGUAGAAAGGAAGAAGUCUUCGGAAUCUAAGCUGACUAAAGAGUCACCGGCUGAGACGAUAGAAGAGAAGAAGAGCAAGAGCGAGGAGGUGGACAAAACUGCUAUGCAGAAAAUGUCGAUGAACGUGACAGAAGGUAAAGAAGUGAUAGACGCCAGCGCUUCCGAGUCCAGAGCGGAGAGCAAGAAGGAAGAAUUGUUCAAACUGUUGGAGGAUAAAGAGGGAAUUGCGAUGGAGAAGUCCGGAAGCAGUAGAACCAGAGAAAGCGAUGUGGAUGUGGCAAUCAGAAUUAAAAAGGAUGAUACGAAGGAGGUGGAAAAUAUUAAAGAGUCACCCGAAGCCGCUAAGGACGAAAAAAUAGGAAAGGUUGAAAUGCUCGCGCAAGGACAAUCUUAUAAAGAGAAUUUGGAGAGUUUUAAAGUUGAACAGUUUAUACCUAGUCAAAAGUACAAGUCGGAUUCAACUGAGAAGGCUGACGAAGACGCACAAUUUCAGAGUAAAAAAGUUCCGGGAUCCUUGGAAGAGAGAGAGCAACUGAUCGCUAAAGAAAUGGAAGCGCGAAAUAUAGCGGAAGAUUUGAUACAGUCAAUUGAGAGCGAGAUCGAGAAACGAUCAUCGACGUCGGGAUUAAAGCCUCAGAUGUUGAGUAAAAAAUAUCUCGAUCAACUAAUGACCGAGAGCAUCGAUACCGAUCACGAAAAACUGGCUGACGACUUGACAAGAAAGUUUGAAAGUAUGAUCAAAAAAUCUUUCGACGAACAAUCGGCAGAAAGCAAAGCGGAUCAUCCGAUCGAAGGAACGCUGUCAAAAACAUCUAUACAAGAAGAAACAUUCGAGAAAGAAUCUACCAGAGACAGCAUCAGCUUUAGCGAGGAUAUAACGAAAGAUGAAGAGUCAUCGCAUGAUCGAGAAGAAAGCUUGCCGUCUUCGCAAGCUAAACUCCAAGACAGAGACAUCACUAUGAGUCCCAGCAGUAUAUCCGAGCAGAUUGAACUCGAAGAGACCAUCGAUGUCGAUACCGGAGAACUGGAGGACCUAUCUAAGCCUACAUCCAGUCCACAAUCUGAAAAACUUCGUUCCGAUAGAUCGAGUAGUCAUAUCGAACCGCUUCAGAGAGACAUAUAUAGCGAUACUACUCUUUCGAAAGAUAAGAUGGUGUCGGAAAUCUCGGGCGCUAGAGUAUUGGAGAUCCUGGAGCCGGGCGUAGACAGCCGUCAGGACUCGGUCGACAUGCCAUCUUUAGAACUGGACGAGCACAAGAUAUCCGAACAGACCAGCAAGGAUGUAGCGUCUUUGCACGAGAGCGCGGCGGUGGAUUCUUUGGAGAAGAUUGCCCAGGAAAAGGACGCGACCGUCAGUUCUAGCACAGUGUCCGAAGACGUUAAUGCGGACUAUCCUCCGAGUCACGAGCACGUAUCUUCCACGACUAUUUCGUCGAAAGAGUAUGACGCAGGAGACAGACAUAGAGCGGAUAGUUUCGAGAUUGAGAGUCCGCCGUUGGUCUCCCCGAGGACAAAGCUCGUGCACGACCUGGAGAUCAAGCCGGUCAACUGGAUGAUCGGCGACGAAAAGAUCGAGAUAUCGGAAACUUUGCAACCUUCUCAAGUAUUCAAUCAGGAAUUGGAAGAAUAUGAGACGUCCAUAAGACGUGCUCGCACCUCCUCUCAGGAUGAGUCCGUGGACUUGGAACAAGAAUCCGUGACCAAGUCCUCGGAGGAUAUCAGUGUCAUCGAGUCUGUUAAAGAAUCCGUUACCAGUAGUGAUGUUAACGUGGUCGUCACGACUACUACGACCAAGACUACGAAGUUCACCGUGAUCCCGGUGGCCGAACCGGUGAUCGAGCCAAUAGUUGAACCGGUGAUCGAGCCAGUGGUCGAACCAGUGAUCGAGCCAGUGGUCAAACCGGUGAUCGAGCCAGUGGUGGAACCAGUAAUCGAGCCAGUGGUCAAACCGGUGAUCGAGCCAGUGGUCAAACCGGUGAUCGAGCCAGUGGUUGAAUCGGUGAUCGAGCCAGUGGUUGAACCAGUGAUCAAGCCAGUGGUCGAACUGGUGAUCGAGCCAGUGGUUGAACCGGUGAUCGAGCCAGUGAUCGAACCGGUGAUCGAGCCAGUGAUCGAAUCAGUAACCGAGCCAGAUUUCGACAACGAACUGAUAGAAGAUAAAUUAGAUGUUACUUGUCAAGAGUUGGUGGAUACCCUGCAACGAGAAUACGAUGCUAAAACGCCGACAGAGGAAGAUGCGGUCGGUUUACGUCAAUCCAUAUCUCGCGAGGAUUUUGAUCUGGAAACGAGUAUUACCGAAGCUGUCACGGAAGAGAUACCUAUGAAAGAAGAGGAAGCAAAAGACUUAACUGAAUAUAUAUCUGCGAAAAUUGCGGAGAUUAAACUUCAGGAGGCAGAUACAGAGCUUUCUCAACAAGAGAUUUCUGCAGUGCAGGUAGAAACUGAAUUGGAAGACACUAGUAAAGCGUCUCCGAUAAAGAAAGAAAUAGAAGAUUCCACGCAUAUGGCAGCCGAAGAAGCGCAAAAGGACAUCGAGUCUGCGGAUGAAAAAAUAGAGAAAGCAGAAGUCAAAGAAGAGAUAAAAACAACUGUCGAAGCUGAGAAAGAUUCUAAAAAACAGGAAGUAUCAAAAUGUGCGAGAGUUGACGACGUGCUGAAAGAAUGGACGGAGACUUAUCUGACGAAAAUUAAACCUCCUAGCGAGGAAUAUAAACGACACAUGGAAAAGACUACUGAUAAGCAUGAUAAAUCCAGCAAAUCGACGGCGCCUCCCUCCGAUACUUGUGCCUUGAAAAUAAAGAAAGACGAUCUACAGAGCGUCGAUCUGAGCGCGCGGUACGCGAUUACGGUCUUGGAUCAAGUGGUGAAGAAAGAAAUCGCCGAGGUAAAGGAGUCCUUGGAAGCGGCUAGACAAGAUUUGAUAGAGGAGCUGAGUGAAAACAGUCAGACUGUGAUUCAGAUAAAAGAUUCGCCCUCAGAAUUUCAGUUCAAACUCCAGCCGGAAUCAAUUCCGAAUGAUUUACCGUUUUUGUACAAACCACCGUCCAUUGAACACGUUCCUGCGGAGGUUGAACCGGAAGCCGAGAUGAAACUCCCGACUGAACCUACAACGCAAAGUGAAUUGCCGGUCGCAAGAACUCAAGAACUCGAGGAGGUAAAACAGGAAGAAGCAAGAGACACUAUCGACGAUAAGUCCAUCGUUCAAGCAGCCGCAGUCACUGAGGACAAAUCAAUCACUGUGGUCCAAGCAUCUGAAAUCGAUACUGAAAAGCGAGAAGAAAAGGAGACCGUACUAACCCUUCAAGACGAUCAACAGGAGGAUGAAGACGAGGGUCGUCCUAGUCCCCUUCCCAUUAGUAGAUCAUCAGACAUUAGUUCGGACAUCGAUAACAGAGAUGACAGCUAUUCUUUGGCGCCGCCUCAUCCGGUACCCAGAAGACGUCACAAGCCGAGCAGAAUAUCGAAGAGAGUGAAAACUUCUGAGAGCGAGGCUGAUGUCGGUUCAAGUUCCGGCGAAAGCAACUAUCAGUCCUGUGAAUACGAGAGCGGAAGUAGACCUAGUUCGUCCGACGUCGAAGCGAUGCAAUCUGCAGCGGGCGGGGUGCAAUCUGGGACCGCUUCGGAAUACGAGACGGCGAUGAUGUCGGUCGAACACGAAGGCUCAAAGACGUUGCCGACGUCACAAGAGUACCAGACUGCGGUGAGUUCAUUGAGUUCCCGCGAAUCUAUGAAGUCCUUGAAUUCCCUUAGCUCAGGUCAUCUCGGCAGUAUCGAUAGCACUAGCGAGCUGUCAGAAACUCUGGUACCAUCCGAGGAAGCUGACGACGAUGAGGAUGAGAUAGACGAGAACCUGGAGAGUGCACUGGACGCGGAGCAGGAGUUGGUCGAGGCGUCAGAUUCCUCCGGGAGCGAAGAGAUACCAAUGGACGAAACUAUGGAUAAGAUCGACAGUCAUAUACCUUGUCGCAUGAAGCGCUCGUCCGAGAUGAUCUUCCAACAGAUCAUGGACGACAACGUCAGUCUGGAAGCGGAGUCCAUGGACGACGUAUUGGAAGAGAAUCAGGCUAAAGUUGCGGAUUCGGCCACAUCUACCUCUAUGGAAGCGCCUGGUGCUCUUCAGUCGGUUGACAUAAUGACGUCACGAGUGUCCGAGGACGGGAUUCAAAGCGUAUGCACGCAGGUAAUCUCGACGCGAGUCACCAGGCCCAGUGAUAGCGAGGAGCUCGAGGAAGAUUUGGAAGAGGCGGAAGGUCUGGAAGAAGAGAAAGACGCCGAGACAACGGAUGCGGAACAGAGAUUGGACGUGGAAACUGCCGGGGAUGAAGGUCUCGAGCCGGUGAUGACAACAUCCGUCCACUCGAUGCUACAGCAGGCCAGCAUGUCUCUAUCCUCGGCAUCGGGAAUGUCCUUUGACACAGUCGUAGAGAAGGACAGGUCCGAUCGUCACUCGCCCGACAGCGAUUCCUUCGAGCUUGUAGACAAGCCCGACAUCAUCGACGAUUUCGUGGUAAUCGAGGAAGUCGGACGGGAGGCCGAGGAAUUCGACUCCGAGGGCAAGAGUAUUCGCAUUAGCUCGAUACCUCAAACGUCCGGUAAGCAGUACGACCGUGAUCUGGAAAAUCUGAUGACGGAGAACAAAGAGGAGCAAGUGUCGACGAGUCAGGCCUCCAAGAACAACGAUCUCUUCGACUUCGACACCGAGGAGAGCCCGCCUCAGGCGUCGAACGACGACCAAUCCCAGUCCUAUUCCGACGAGGAGCCGUACGAGGGCAAGAAGUGGAUAGAGAUGCAAUUCCAGGCGGACGCGCGAGUCUACGACAUCGAGUACGAUCGCGGGCCGCUCGAGGAUAUCAAGGAGGAAGAGGUCACGGAUUUCGAGGCCGGCAGCAGCAGGAUAGGCAGCUUGGGCAGCCACAAGGAGUCUAUAGGCAGCGUGGGAAGUAUGCGCGGCAGUUUCGGCAGCACGCCGGAUUACGACGUCCUCGGGAAGAGGUACUUCAACAAGUCCACGGAUCACGACACCGUGUCCUUGACCUCCCUGCAGGAAUUCGAGAACUUGGAGAGCACCGUGGCGGCCGAGAACUCGCGGAGAUUGCAAUGCGGCUCGCAGGAUUCCGUCAACAACGGCAGCCUCCCGAGGAGAUACAUGACCGGUCGCUCGGGUCACGGCGACGACAUCUCGUUGUCGUCGUUGAAGGACUUCGAGGGCCUCGAGAAAGCCUGCCGGGAGGCCCACCUGAUGGAAUUGCGGGCCCGCGAGGAGGAGGAACUGCUGGAGCACGAGAGUCCGGAAAACAAGUACAAAAUGGAGAACCUGCCGCGUUCGAGGACGGAUACCAGUGCAACCGGUUCGUUCAAUCCUAGCACUUCCGGAUCGGACGAUUACGAGAAGAGGAUAAAGGAGAUCGACGAGAUAAUACGGAUCGCGCAGUCCAACGUGGAGAAGCUCGAUCGGCAGGACGACACCACGGAGGACAUCUCGCAGAUCGAGAUCACCGAUGCCGAGAGAGUCAUCGGGGUCCAACCGGUUCCGGAAACACUUCCGGAGGAGACGGAAGAAUUCGAAGAGGCCCGAGCGAUUCAGAGGGAGAGCAAUGUCAUGGAGACCAGUACGGAUUCCUUAGAGUUGGAGGAGAACGCGGAGAAGAAGCAUCCGUUGUGUCGAAGCUCCGACUCUCUCGAGAUGAAGACGACCUUGGACUUUCCGUCCCUGAGCUCGGACUCGUUGAACAACGUUGCGAAGGACCCGAAGGAAACGCCGUCGGACGUUCCCGGGCAAUUCGCCGGAAGCGCGAGACGCAUCUCCUCGGAUUCCCUUGAAAUGCCUUUGUUGGAGCAACAAGAUGUCGGAGUGUCUGAAAGAAGCAGCGACAGUAACGGCCAUCGCGUGGACGAAGAAUCGGUGGUCGACAGCUCUGUCAGACAAGCACUUUCGACGGAGACUGACGCUAGAAAUGGCAAAACGAAAACAUUACCAAGUAGCGAUACAUAGGAUAAUUCUCGUAGAUAGUGGACCAUCAAGAAGGACUUUUACCACGACUUCAUGAAUAUAUUAUCGAAUAACUCGAAAAGCUUUACAUGUAAAACAUGAUAUUAAAUAUUGUAUAAUGUACUAAAGAACUUGUGCAUUGUGGAUAUACAAGAAUACCAUUGCAUUUGUCUUUGUUUUACGCGAUGUCUUCUAAAAAACAAUUUAUAUUAUGCUUAAAUUAAAAAAAAAAAGAUAGUUACUAUCUUCAAGAUAUAAUAUUGUUGCGCGCGCGGGAUAAGAAAGCGGAGUGGAUCGGCUUGCUUGUUUUUCAUUAUUAAAUUUGAACGGACGUUUGUUGUAAGAAUUUUUGCUAUUUAUAAGAAAAUGCGAACUAUCUCUUGCUUAACUAUUUUCGAAAACUUUAUCGCAGAUGAAUUGAGUUGCAUUUAUUGAACGUAUAUUUUCAAGUGCUACUUACAUGUUCUACAUUAUAACGCGUACCACACUGUACUAUUGUAUAACGUGUUUUAUAACGUAUUUUGAUUACGAGAUGUCUUUGUGGGGAUGCGCUUUUUCGUAAAAUUUUAUAAUAUAUUUCAUGUACUCUCUUUGUAAUGAUUUCAAACGACAUUUGCGAAAUUCAAAAAUACAAUAAUAAUGCUAGCUGUAGCGCAUGUUUACAUAAAGGAGAACAGAUACAUAUAUUAUAUCUAAAUAGAAAAUUUUAUAUGCGAAUAUAAUAUUUAGGACACAUGUAACAUUACGGAAAGCAGCAAAAGAUAUAUAUACAUUUCUAUUUAAACGACUCAAUAAUUGUUUUAUAAGUUAUUACAUUUGUUUUUUUUAAUAUACAUAUAAAUGCAGAAUUACAAUGUUAUCAAUUAUGUUUACACAUGUAAUGUAUAUUAUUACGAGUUAAUAAUGUCAUUUGAAAAAAGAUUGUUUCCUUAUAACGAUGAAAAUAUACAUCUGUGCAUUAUCUGAAAUUUAUACGUGAAUAUUUAUUUUCCUAAAGCGAAAUCGAUUCAUUUGCCCAUUUACAUGAUUGAAAAAGUGGGAAAAGCAAACGUUUACUAUCGAGAAUAUUAACAAUGUUGCAUAUAAAAUUAAUAAUAUUAUA
Molecule: messenger RNA, 13672 nt
Organism: Camponotus floridanus (Florida carpenter ant)
Lineage: Eukaryota; Metazoa; Arthropoda; Insecta; Hymenoptera; Formicidae
Product: ankyrin-2
Exons: 28
Coding region: 226-12573 (4115 amino acids)
Molecular function (GO): protein binding
Source: RefSeq, a predicted model, not a curated record